Molecule: messenger RNA, 1967 nt
Organism: Notothenia coriiceps (black rockcod)
Lineage: Eukaryota; Metazoa; Chordata; Actinopteri; Perciformes; Nototheniidae
Product: H(+)/Cl(-) exchange transporter 7-like
Exons: 6
Coding region: 115-645 (176 amino acids)
Cellular component (GO): intracellular membrane-bounded organelle; lysosomal membrane
Molecular function (GO): chloride transmembrane transporter activity
Source: RefSeq, a predicted model, not a curated record
UCAAACCUCUUCCUGCUCCAGGGUCUGUAUGAUAUCCACAUCAAGCUGCAGAGCGUCCCCUUCCUGCACUGGGACGCUCCCGCCACCUCCCAUUGGUUAACAGCCAGAGAGGUGAUGAGUGCCCCGGUCACUUGUCUGAACAGGAUAGAAAAAGUGGGGACCAUCGUGGACGUCCUUAGCAACACGUCCACCAGUCACAACGGCUUCCCGGUCGUCAUGCAGGGCGCAGAUAGUGACGAGCCGUCGAAGCUCUGCGGCCUCAUCCUACGCUCUCAGCUCAUCGUUCUUCUAAGGCACAAGGUGUUUGUGGAGCUGGCUCGCUCCCAGCUGACUCAGAGGAAGCUCCAGCUGAAGGACUUCAGGGACGCGUACCCUCGCUUCCCCCCCAUCCAGAGCAUCCACGUGUCCCAGGACGAGAGGGAGUGCAUGAUGGACCUCACCGAGUUCAUGAACGCAACGCCUUACACUGUGCCACUGGACACUUCUCUUCCUCGUGUGUUUAAGCUGUUCAGAGCGCUGGGACUCAGACACCUGGUGGUAGCGGAUGAUGUGAACAGGGUGGUCGGUCUGGUGACUAGGAAAGAUUUGGCCAGAUAUCACCUGGGUAGUCACGGACUGGAGGAGCUUCAGCUGGCCCAGACAUAGUACACACACACACACACACACACACACACACACACACACACACACACACACACACACACACACACACACACACACAUCUAUGAACUAUGUCCACCUGAUGCCUCCUCAGAUGCUAUGCAGGACACUAUCCACGGCCGAGAGGUGUCCGUUACUUCCUGAAGCCGAAAUGUUCACCAUGAAAAAACGUGUGAAGUGUUAGAAAAAUACACUUAAUUGUAAAACUAGUGUAACAAUUGGAUGAAGAAUAACAGCCCUUUACGAACAGAUUCGUUCUGUUCAAUCCAUUUGAAAUGCUUUGCUUUCAACAGAAUACGUUAUCGUCUCUGAGACAUUAAAUGAACCCUAAGAACGGGGGCUUUGGUACCCUUGUUUUUUUUUUCUUUUACUUGUAUGCAAAUAAUGUCUAAUGGAUGGAAAAGAAAAAAAAGUUGCCUUAUCUGAGGAUUUGUAUUUCGAUUAUGCUUUUCAAAGACCUCUUCAAAGACAUUUUACGUACGUGGUGAAGUUAAGUUAAAAUCCCUCUGCUUCAUUUAAAAAGGAAAAGAUCUGCACAUGUCUCUCAGUGUUUCCUUCGUGUUGUUCUGAUAUCACUUCACAUAUGAAUCAGUUAUAACAUUGAUUAUUUACAUUUUUUGGAUUGGUUUGAAAACAUGAUUUUGAGCAAGGGUUCAUCGUAUAAUAACCGACCAUUUACGGUCUUCUUCGGCGAUGCAGGAAACGUUUUUAUUUUUCGGCUAUUGUGUAGUUUUGCACUGAGCGAAUGCUGUUAUUUAUUGUUAAUGUAUUUUAAAUGUGUGAUUUGGGCUCACCUAUGCCCAGUCACAUAUCCCAAGACACCUUUAAUAAGACAUAAUGGUCACCUAUUUAUUUUGGAAACGUGUCAUUUUGUCGUUGGAGACAAACUGGAGAUACAGAUCUCUCCUUCUGUCAGCUUUACUGAGCAUAUCUUUUGUACUACUGCCAGUGAAAACGGACUGAAACUCUUAGGUACCAUCAUCUUUUUUCAGAAAAUCUCAAAAUGUUUGCACUUUGGUCUACUACUGAAAAGAAAGUGUCACUCGUGAACUCCAAAUGAAUGUAAACCGUUGUUUAUCACAUGAACUCUGUUUAAACCAAUCAAUUUACACAAUAAAAAAACUCAGAUUUAAAAAUGGUCAGUUUGUAAAUCCAACAUGUUUUCAAAUAUCAGUGUUAUUUAGUUUUCUCCUUCGGUUUGUUGUCUUUGUACAGUUCUAGAUGUUAAAAUAUGGACUAUGCUCAAUUUCAUAACCACUGGAUAAGCCUUUUGUGAAUUAAUAAAGUUGAAAUCUAUUGUCAUUUUA